UUUUAUCUUUUUUCUCAAAUAAAACACAUAAAUAUUGAAAAAGUAUUUUUUGGCUUUAUGAUAAUUGCACACAAAGUUGAAAAAAUGGAACGUUUCGCUAUAAAAAUUGACAAAAAACUUAAAGCAAAUUUAUAUAAAAUAUGUCGCUUGUGCGGCAUGGAUCAUCCUGAUAUGGUGCAGAUUUUAACAGAAAACAAAAAUGAAGAAGAAAAGGACCCCAUAAUGGUGGAUGCUGAACCCCAAUUAUCGCAAAAAAUUCAAGAAUUAAUUGGUCUGACGGUAUCGAAAGAUGAUAAGAUGCCUCAAACAAUGUGCACGUUGUGUGUGGAAAAGAUUAAUGAUUUUUAUGAGUUUAGAGACAUGUGCUAUGCUACCAAUGCACAAACACGCAAACUUUUAGGUCUCAAACAUCAAGAAAUUAAAAAGCAACUUCCCGUGUUAGAUAUUAAAACCGAGUUAUCAAUUAAAGAGGAAAUGAGUUCUUCUUCAGUGUUAAUUAAUAAGGCUAAUAAUCGUAAAAGGAAAUCAGAAGACGUAACAGUAAAAAAAGAGACAUCAGCCAAUGCCGCAGUAAGCAAUAAAAAGUUACGCUUAGCUUCGCAAGCCCUUAAAGAGACAGCCCUCAAGAAGGUUAACAAACAAAAACUAUCUAAUAUUGACAAUAAGACUGCGGAAUUUAAAGAAGAAAUAAAAGAAGAAAUUAAGGAAGAGCCUGGUGCUAGCGUUAAUUUAAUUACAACUAUGCCGGGUGGUACUGCUGCAGUCGUUACGCCCUCCUCAAAACUGAAGCAGAUUUGCACUAUAUGUCCAGAACGUUUUGCUAGCAAGGCGAAAUUGGAAACACACCUUCGCACCAGCCACAUACCUAGGGUGGAGAGGUAUGUUUGUACAGCUUGUGAUGAGAUUCUUAAUAAAAACUUCGACAUCAAGAAUCACCAGCUUUGGCAUAGACAUUCUAAGACUCCCUACAAAUGCGGUUUGUGCGAUGAAAGGGUUUUGAGCUUUUAUGCAUAUGCCAAGCACUUGCGGGAUCAUAGUUUUGAAACACCACCUGCCUUGCUUGUUUUGGAUCGUGAAUGUCCUCAAUGUCAAAAUUCUUAUGCCACGAAUUUUCUUUACAACAUUCAUCCAUGUGCGGUGCACACUAAACGCUGUGCUGGUUGUAAUCGUUUACAACGUUCUGAAAGUGAAUAUUUGAAACAUUCCGCUCAGUGCGCGAAGGUCUAUUUAAACUAUUCCAAACACAUAUUGCCUGCAGUGGCUGCUAUGGAAGAUUCUGUACGAAUUAAAAAUGAGAAUGAAGUUGAAGCGGCAGCCGAAGAAUAUGGCCGAUAUUCAGGAGCGGCUCUUAAUAUGAAUCCAGUGGUGUCGUUAACUCGCCUGGGAUCACCCAUGCUAAGGGCAGCUAAUUCCUCUACAGUUGUCUCAGGUAGCAACCAACAAGAAGAAACUGCAAAGAAGAGUAGUAAGAAUAGAGUUUCGAAAAAGGAUUUCAAACGAGUAGACGAAUUGCUCAAGUCUACAUUUGACACGUUAGUGAGCAUUAAACAUGAACCAGAAAUGCACAUGGAUACAGAUUUAUCGGUAUCAGUAACAGACAGCGGUCUUGAGUCUAAUGAGCGAGAGUCCAACGAACAGGAAGACACGGACGAAAACAAUCAUAGCGAUGGGGAUUACGCUGAUCACAAUGACGACAGCAAUGACCAAGAAAUGUCGAAUGCUGAAAUCGGGGAAACAGCGAAAAUUAAACAAGAAGUUCAUGAUUUGUCUUAUGGGAACUCGGAUGCAUCCAAUGCAGAGUAUUCUAAUAAAAUGCCGGUAUUAAAGUUAAAAAUCAAAAAGGAACACGGUCAACUGAAUUCCUCGUUGGUGGAUCAAACCACAGAGAAACGUGCCGAAAAACGUAAAAAGAAGAAGAAACACAAAGAGAAAGAGAAGACGACCAACGAUUAUGAAAACGUGAAAGCUGUUAGUGGGGAAGAAGUGCAAGAGGCAAACCUAUGCAUAAAAACCGAACCAAUCGAUAUGGAGACAGAUAUGAACACUGUUGAGUUAAACCCACAACCCGAGGCUACCAUAAUGACGUCUAUACCCAUGAUGCAGUUGAAAAUUGCUCGCAUUUCCGAAGGCGUGGAAUUCAAUAGUAGCUCCGUUAAGGACGAUCAAAUAGAAGAAACAUUGAAUCGCGAUUUGAUGCCUUUUGAGGAGGACAUUAAACCGAAUAGAGAGGAAUUAGAUAAUUUACUUAAAAUAACACUUGUUACUGGCGGCGUAGAAAUGCAAUCGACUGCAGCUGUUGAAAAUUCUUCAUUGCAAAGCACUAUGGAAGAGGACAGUGUAAACGAAAAUUAUGAGCAUCUUGACGAACAGCAAAGUGAUAUUUUAGGCAAAGAAAUUAAACAAAAGGCACCAGUCAAAUGGACGAAAGGACGUAAUAAGGCUUGCAAAUCUACAGCUGGAAGAAUUUGUAAAGUAUCUAAUACUCAAACAGCAGAAUUGCAAAUUUCUUCAAUACAUGGAGGUGUUUCAAUGUUAGAACAUUCAUCUACUCCCGAAAUGAUGCCAGUGUUUAUAAAAGCCGAGCCUCAGAAUCGCGGCUAUUCGGAUGAACUUACAGAGCUAACGACAGAUGAACUCGAUGAUUCGGUAGAAGAGAAUGAAAACAUCGCAAAACUUUCUUCUAUGCACGACUAUGUUAGCGAAGAGAUUGAUUUUGCUAAUAUAAAAAUUAAACAAGAGAAAGAUCUGGAUAUUCAUGACGUUCAGAUGAGCUCUAUGCAAACUAUAAACGGCUUAAAAGCUAAGAAAUUCUUUGUUAAUAAUUCCAAUCAAGAGUUAGAAAAUCAACAAGAGUACGAUGAAUGCAAUUAUGGCGACGAUGAUGAUGACGAGGAUGACAUAGAUGAAGAAGAGGACGAGGAGUCUGACGAGGAGGACGAUGAAAUUGAAGAAGAGGAAGAGGAAAGGGAAUAUCGUGAAAUGGAAUUACCGCCAGCACUGGAUGCGAAUCAUGCUGAGGAUGAAACGUCUGAUAUAAAUCUUAAAGCUGAAUUCCAAUCUCCAACUGAAGUGAUAGGAAAUCCGCAAACUCCUUUCAUUAUAAGCAGUGUUUGUACAGCACACGUUACAACUAAUCAGCAACCCCAGCAAGAGUGUACUGACAUACCAAAGCAUAGCGAAAAUGAUUUGCCAGUUGCCGACAUCAACGCGAUGGUCACAGAAACGGGGACUAAUCAGGCUCCCGUGAAAUAUGAGCCUGACAGUAACCGCGGCAAAACCGAUUUAACUCAAAUUAUGCAGGCUCCCCAAACAAGUCAGCCGACGGAUUUAACAAUCUCAUCGAUUGCAGCCGGUUGUAGUGUUAACUUUUCGCCAACAUUAGCUAUCCCUAAUCAAGAGGCCGAUGAAACACCGCCAGUACCAAAUGUUUUAGAAGUUCCAACUGCCAGCAAAAAAGCAUUUCAACCACAUGAUGGGAAUCGCGGCGAUGAUGAAAAUGUAAAUUUGACAUUGACACGAGUUCGCGAGGGAAUCAUACAAGAGCCUAAAGAUGUUCAAUUAGAAGCUCAACCUUUUGGCGAUACUACUUCCGUCGGCAAUGCUAAUCUGGAUCAGAAUAUAGAAGAACAACAAAAUCAACAUAAUCAACAGAUUUUGGAACACCACCAUCAAAGACAUCCUCGUCUUACAGCACUUGUAAUGCAUCCGUAUUUGGAGGACAUAUCGUCAAGCACGAGCAGUAUACUCAGCGAUUCUUUACUAGAGACACCAAGGUGCAGCACUGCGCCAGUACAUAUACACCAGAAUGUAGAAGAGACUGAAAACAUCUUAAACGAAUCCAAUCGACAUUUGUCAAGAAAUUUCAAUUUUGAUAACAUUAACGAAAUUGCUGAAAAUAAUAAUAAUGCUAAUAUCGAAAGAGAACUCCAAGACGGUGAACUGGCUCGCCAAGCAGUGGAACAGCAAGCACAAGACCAACAGCAUGCUUCCGGGCAACAGCAAGCUGAAGAUCAACAGCAAACUUCUUCAGAGCAACAUGAAACUGAAGAACAACAGCAAACACAAGAGCAACAGCAAACGCAAGAGCAACAGCAGGUUGAAGAACAACAGCAAUCUCAAGAUCAACAACAGCAGGUCCAAGAUCAACAACAGCAGGUCGAAGAACAAGGACCGGUUCAAGGGCAACAGAUCGAUGAUGAUGUAACAUGAAUUUCGCGUUUGUUCCAUUGAUCCAUCAAAAAUACAUAAAUAUCGCGUUAAAAGUGAAGCGAAAUUAUUAAAUUAAUGUAAAUUACAAAAAAAAAAAAAAACAAUUUUCAUUUAUAAUUUAAAAUAGUUUAGCAUUUAAUUACUGAUCAAUCAAGAAAUUUAUUUUUACUUUAGAAUUUAGAAUUUGUGUGAUUUUUUCAUUUGCUUUUUCGGUUGAAAUGGUUUUU
This is a messenger RNA of Glossina fuscipes, 4436 nucleotides long. RefSeq lists its product as uncharacterized. The transcript is spliced from 4 exons. The coding region runs from base 58 to 4209 and encodes 1383 amino acids. Gene Ontology annotation, cellular component: nucleus. Gene Ontology annotation, molecular function: zinc ion binding. NCBI's taxonomy places the organism in Eukaryota, Metazoa, Arthropoda, Insecta, Diptera, Glossinidae. The record is from RefSeq and is a predicted model, not a curated record.